Molecule: messenger RNA, 4004 nt
Organism: Alligator sinensis (Chinese alligator)
Lineage: Eukaryota; Metazoa; Chordata; Crocodylia; Alligatoridae
Gene: NUTF2
Product: nuclear transport factor 2
Exons: 6
Coding region: 268-651 (127 amino acids)
Biological process (GO): protein import into nucleus
Cellular component (GO): nuclear pore central transport channel
Source: RefSeq, a predicted model, not a curated record
GACCUCUGCCAGCUUGUGCCCUGCUUUGAGGCCCACCGGUGUUGGCCCUGGGACAUUGGUCCCAAGAUGGUGACCAGGGGGCAGGGCACCUGUCAAGGGGCGGGGCUACCAAUGCAGCCCUCAACAGCCUGCCAAAACUGGCUUUUUAGUGGCGAGAUGUAUCUGCAGUUGAAUUCUGCCUAGUCUGCAGUUUUUCUUUCAAGGGACUCUUCUAGUCAUCAGUGUCCAUCACAUUAAAGAGUUGCUGGCUCUGGCUGAAGAUUCAGAAUGGGAGACAAGCCUAUUUGGGAGCAGAUUGGAUCCAGCUUUGUACAACAUUACUAUCAGCUCUUCGAUACUGACAGGACUCAUUUAGGAGCAAUAUAUAUUGAUGCAUCAUGCCUUACAUGGGAAGGGCAGCAAUUCCAGGGCAAAGCAGCUAUAGUUGAAAAACUCUCCAGCCUCCCCUUUCAGAAAAUACAGCACAGCAUCACAGCACAAGACCACCAGCCUACUCCUGACAGCUGCAUACUCAGUAUGGUAGUGGGACAACUUAAGGCUGAUGAAGAUCCAAUCAUGGGAUUCCACCAGAUGUUUCUAUUAAAGAACAUCAAUGAUGCCUGGGUUUGCACCAAUGACAUGUUCAGGCUAGCGUUGCACAACUUUGGCUGAGCUGGCAUCCCCCAGGCACCAGUGCUUUCUUUCUCUUCUCCUCUUCCUGAUAUUAUUCACACUCACGGAACAUUCCAAAUAUCAUACACAAACCUGCAACACCGCAGCGAGUGAGUGAGCAAGACCUGUGAUCUGCCCUUCUGCUGAGUUUACAUUGUCACUAGAUGAGUUCCUUGUGCAUGAUGUUUGGAAGUUAGACUUAGCUGCAUUUGACAAGAGAAAUUUGUGUUGUACCAGCAUGCCUCGGAAAGAAUCCAUAAUGCAAAAGGUUGCUUGUUUAUGUACUGACAAGUUGCUUUAGUAACCCAAAGAAAUGAAAGGAAAGAACAGCAGCCUAUACAGCCCAGAUAUUCAUUUGUUCAGAUGUUUCAAUGCUACAUUACACAAUAAAACCAUGAGAUUUUCUUAACAGUUUAAAUUGUUUUAAUGAGUGCAUAACUGUAAAUUUUUACAGUCAAUUCUUUGGUUCUCCCGUGUCUGCCUCUCUGGGAAAUGUUUACAGAUCUAAAACCCUUGUAACCUUUUAGUGCUAACAGAACACUCCAUCCAUGUUUUACUGUUGCAGGUUAGGGCAAAUAUGCCUUUGCCAUAGAUAUAGAUAUCUUCUCUUCCCUAUCCCCCUCAGCAUGGAGGCUUUGGGCUCAAAUGUUGAUAUUCCCCUUUAAAAGACUCGAUUUUGAAGUUUUUUCUUUAAUGUAUUAAUCUUUCUACAUAAAACAGAAGAUAAUGCAUAAUCUUGACAAUCCUGGUGACUUGCAUAAGUUGAUAUCUGUCAUAACACUUGCUGUGAUGUCAGUCAUUGCCGAGCCUUCCCUGCUAAAUAUGCCAGCAGUAUUUCCCCUGUGUUUAAACACUGGGUAAUAUAACUUCCAACUUCCCUAAUUGUCUGUAGAACCUUGAGGGGGUUUCUGGUUCCUUUUUCAAAAUUGCAUUUAGCUUCAGUGUCCUGGCUAAAUUCCUGUUCUGGUUUAGCUUAUCUAAACCUGUCCUGCAGUUUUGAGUUGGGUAUGGCAUUCUUUGUACUCUGUCCUAAACCAAUGCAUAGUGUUCUUAAUAUUAUGCAGCCAGCUGCUACAUGUUGCCCCAAGGGUGGCAGCAUUUCACUAGUGAAGUGCAUUUAUCAAGUAUGUUUAUAUUUUCCAAGAUAAAAAAGUGCCACAUAAAUAGGAUUGGAUUCUUCACUUCAUAGCUGAAUAGCCUGCUGGUUCCAGAUUUCAAGGGCUCAGUAUGCCCAGCUUGGUCUGAUUUUUUUUUUUUUUCCAAAAAUGCACAGAACUCUGCAGUUUUGACUUUUAAGAAGCCAAGAAAACUCAGUAUGAUGUGCUUAGCUGCUCAAUUCCUGAAUUUCUGGCCACUUAAUUUGGUGUCUAAAUUGGAGUUGAGCUUUCAUGAAAACUGAUCUUGGGGCUCUCUAAAAUGAUAUAAUAAAUGUACUGUCUUUGUUUUUAGUAGUAUUAGCAGUAACUUGCUCUUCUAUUCCUCACUGUCUGUUUAAAAGUUAAAUGGAAAUAGAAUACUGAAUUUCCUAAUAUGCUCCUUUGGCAUAGAAAUAAUUCACAGUGUUAAUCCCUCCAAGGAAUUAGUCCUUAAGAGAAAGAUCCAUAUAAACAAAAGAGCCAUUCUUUGUGGUCAGGAGCUACUGGAAAAGCCUUCUUUAUGGUAUUAGCCUCCAGUUCCAAAUGCUUCCAGUCCACUCUGGAAUCUGAGGGAGAAGGUCUGACUCUCCAGUCGAACCUGGUCUGCAGAAAGAUCUUGUCCACCAAGCCUGGUUGGUCCCUGAGCAUCAGCAACCAACUCGAUGGUUAAGAGCAUGUGAGUAGAUUAAAUACCAGAGUUGAGGGAUGCCCCUGAUGGGUCUUUUAAAAAAAAAAUCUCUCAGUAUAUGACCUCUUGCUUCUGGCAGGCUUUCUGACCUUCAGAGAAGAGAGCUAUUAGCUGCCCUUUGAAGCUUCUUGCAUAACAUUAUACUUUUCCCUUUCUCCACAUUCUGCUGUUCAGCCCUGGUUCGCUAACCAGAGGAGACAUAAGUGCCAAUUUUACUUCCUAAGUGAGCCAAUGCUGCAUAAAAUGCUUCUGGGAAACCAGUGCAUUCCUCGAGCCCUUAGUAUGCGGACAAACUUGCUGUCUCUUAGUAACUGCUUCAGCUCAAGGACUUCUUUUAAGAAGAGAAGCCAUUUGGUCCAACAUUAACUGUUGUAUUGAUGGGUCAUGCACUAGUAUCCAUUGCUCGUGGCAAAUGUUGGACUGAAGACUAGUCACUUUCAAAUGUUAAGAAGGCUUUUAAGAGGGAUAGGGACAGGUAAAGUUGCUGCCCCUUUUAAUUCUCUUAGGUGGGAGAAGGUUGAAUUCUUUAUACCUGAGAUUCUUAUAAGCAGCCUGUCUUGUCCUGCCCACACUGAAUGAGAUUUGGAACCAUCUCAUGCUUAGCUGGGCUGGAACAUCAUGUUGGCCUUAAUAUUAGCAGUGUUAAUAGCCAUAUUAAAAAGGUGCCUUAAGAAAACUCCUUGAAUGUGAUUCUUGCAGGCAUUGGGCACUCCACCUACUCCCAUGUGUUGGCUAGAGGAUGGGCAAGGGAAGACCAUUUUCUCUGCAUCUAAGACAGGAAUGACUAGCUUAUGUUUGCAAUUAACUUCUCAUUGUGAAUAUUACCCUCCAACCCUAGUGUAUUUAUAGUUUAUUUUUCUUGAUGGCAAUUAUGUACUGCAGUUGCAGGCAGUAUAGAUAAAUAUCUAGAUUUGUCUUGGCUAGGGAAAAUGAGUUCUGAUCCUGGCCCAAACUGAAGGGGGAGAAUUUUUAAGGUAGCCUGCACCAUAGACUUGAAAUUUCUUCAGUUGUGGAAAAUGGCACCCAAGAGGCAUUGUGAAAAAGCUGUGCCAAAUGUAUGACCACCUGGCCCGGUCUAUUAGCUAUCAUGCCAGAGCUGCUUUUUUGUGAAUGGACUGGAAAGCCUUUAUGCUUUUUGUCACAAAUAGGAUGACUACGUUACCUCUCUCUAAGCUAAUACUUCAAAUGUGACCCUCCUUCAGAAUACCUCUGGGUCAUUAUUUCUGUCCACUAGAUGUAAAAAUAAAAUGUUACCAAGAGUUUUGCAUAUGUAUUACUGAAUAAAACUUGGCAGUAGGUGUUGGGAGAGAGCUUACACAGUACCAUAUGGAGGGCAUUCUACAUACUUAGAGGAAAACAUCUUUGUAAAAUUGUAGACAAUAUUCAGCAAUAGCUUUGCAGGUAAUAAAUCAGGUGAACAGUUAUGUGGAGUAAAAUUAUACAUUUAAUAUAAACUAUUGUAUGAUGUUGGCUUGCUCUGAUUGUACCUGUGACAAAUGUGUUAAUAAAGAUUUCUUUAACAAAUGUUA